Molecule: messenger RNA, 4326 nt
Organism: Amoebophrya sp. A25
Lineage: Eukaryota; Dinophyceae; Syndiniales; Amoebophryaceae
Source: the annotation of a GenBank genome assembly
AGAGAACAAGAAGAUCACAGUGCAUCGAAUCCGUUUUCACCAUAUCGUUACUCGCAUCACGAAUGAAAAUCGAUCUCACGACAAUGGCAUGAACCGCCAUCAAAAAAAGCUUCAUCGAGUUGGGCAUGGUCCUCUGAAAAAUCGGAAUCAAUAGUUCGGUGUAAUGAAGCUAGGUUGAUUUUCCAAAGGAACAUGAAGUGCAUUCGUGCACCGUUGAGUUUCCCUCAGCCUCGUCUUCGAUUGGAAUACCUAAAAUGUUCAUGUUCGGUUUCCGCCAAGACCAACCAGCCAUUCCUCGAUUGUCUUUAUCACUUGAUUAUAAACAUUCACAGCUCGCUCAUACUGCUCGCCCCAUGCAUACACCUUCGCCACUUCAUGUUGGGAUAAUACCAAUUACAGGCCCCACUUUUGAGACACUCGCUCGUACUUUUGUUGGUAGCUGUACCCUGCUUCUAUUUCGUCGCGUUUUUGUUAUUUUUGUCCCCCCGUCGCAUUAUCUAUAUCUUCUCGUUUAGUUACUAGACAAGUUCAGAUACUUCUAAGAUUGAUAUUUCACUAGUAGUUGGCACACAGUAGACAAAGAUUGACUCAUGCCCUUCGUCUCAUCUAUAUCGCUGCACCAGGCGCAGAAGAACAAGCAAACAACUGAGACACUAAGACAUAGUGCAAUGUUUAGUUGAGGGGUCGAGGGGUAGUAGAUGUAUCGUACAUAGGAACGUACAUGUCACGGGCUUGCUUAGUACUUUAGUUCUCGUGCACGCUAGUCCUAGUUGGUUUGUUCAUAAGCGUCAUUGGAUUUGAUUCUCUGACUCAGACUCAAACAUCGCGAAAUCUUCCCAGAAGUGUGGACAAUCAUGUGCAUAAUUUGAGGAUCCGUAAUAAAGCUACUGUAGAACUAGUGACUCUGAAGGUAGACAAUCCUUCGAUAGUGCUAUCUGUAGUUUUCUUUGUCUAACAAGUACAAGACUAGCGAUUUAUGCUCUACUCUACUGGGAGGUCUAGGAAUGGUAGAUAGAGCAGCUUUGAUUCCUGGUGUGCAUGAUAGAUAUCUGAUAUCAUUCUUCGACCCAUAUCUAGAGCGACCUCCUCAACUUGUGUUGAAACAACUACAUAAUUCUUUGAAAAAGUGUAAGUGUGUAGAUGUACGGCUGGAAGUGCUCUACAACCACCUAUAACGACCCUCAGUCUCGUGCUAGUCCCCGAAACACGGGCUCGAAUACCUAAGCAGUAAGUAACCUACUUAGAACUAGAAUUUUUAGCCUACUUACAUGCGUUGAGUCUUAAAGCAAGCAGUAGAAGAAGAUCUGCUUAGAUUCCGUUCGAAUUAUCGCUAGGCACCACCGCAUUCCCCGACACGACCACUUGCCUCGAGACGAACACAACAAGUUCGCGUUCUUCACUGGAUUUGCGCACCUGGUGGCCCACUACAACUACAGCAACUACCCCAUCCUACCUCGCAAGAAGGAAGAACAUACCGCCCAUCACAAAAAUGGACCAGCUUUUAGGAAAUGCGGGACAAGAGGAGACAGAUCCAGCUCUCCUCGUGUCAGAAAAUGUCCUGUUUCAGGUCACUUUCACGAGGUACAAACUUGGCAGUCCAGUCCUCUACAUGAUGAAAUGCGAAGUUCUUCGAAGACUGCCACCACUCGUAGGACCAGAUGGAUCGAUGCAUGAAGGGAAAUCGGUAUUUGGAAUAUUUAUAUAUGCAACUACUAGCUAGUACUAGUACUAGUAGCGUGCUCCGGUGAUGUUAGUACUUCUACGUACUUAAUAUGAUCCAUUUAUUGCACUGUCGCUGUGAGCAGUGAGCAUGGUCCUCUCUCAACAUCAUACGUGAAGCCCAUUUCGAUUUUCCACUCCAUACGAGGUCCCUCUGGCAUUGUGGACGAUAAAGAAGCGGUAUAGCGACAUGGCGGACAUGAGUAAGGCAAUCGAGACGAAGUAUUCGCCACAUAUGGAGAGUGUACCGAAGUUUCCGCCCAAAGUCUGGAGCAAUGCUAUGGCUGAUGAAGAAGACAAAUACUUUCUUGUAGUCCUUGUGCUUGUCAGGUUUCGCUUUCGUUUCGAAGGCAUCUACUCCUAGAAUUUCUUGUUUGCGUCCUCUCAAUGCUUUAGGUGUACAUGUAUCGUUUACGUUUUCAAGCACUCAGCUCUUCGCCUAGUAAGCUUAUUUUCGUCCUCCCAUAUGACCUACCUUCGAUCUCUAUCUAAUCCAACGUUGUUCAAUACCGAAGAGCAAGUGCAAAACCGGUUGCGACUUUUGCAGACAUAUUUUGACAAGCUACUGCUUUACCCGAACGUCCGCGCUUCACCGGAACUAGCGACACUGCUAGAGAUGGAUAGACCAGGGACGGAAUCGCUGCCGCACUUUCGCGUGUGCAGUUUCGGAAUUCAUCAGGCAGAUCAGGUACACGAAACGACGACUAACAUUACAUACAAUUUUGUUCAUGUUCCUCAUCCUCUAGAGCCCUACAACUUAGUAUUCGUAGUUCUUCUUGAUAUGACGGAAAUCAAGGGAAAUUUUCUUCCACUAUCUACAUUUAUAGUUUGAUCAUUUCUUUCACGACGCUCAGGUCUUCGCCGUCUGCGAGAUAGGUCCUCCGCACGCCAGGCAAGAAGUGAAAAAGAGGGAAACGCAGGGUCGUCCAGCUCUUUUCUAUCAUGUUGGCAUCCGAUUGGUCAGGCAGAUCGGCUUUUCUUCCGAAAACCUCGCCUUUUUGCGUGAAGAUCGACUCGAAAAUAGUGGAAAGAACAUGCGCUUCAAUCUGGUAUUAGGGAAACCAGCAGAGAGCUACGACCUCACGAUAAGUUGUAGCAACUAUCAAGGGCGGACUGAAGAAGAUCUGAGGAUACGACUGUUGGCGCCGAGUCUGGAGGAUAUUCUAGCAGAAGCAGGAAAUAAUCCGGAUCAAGUCGAUCAAUUACUCAAACGUAUAUGCACACAUUGUGUGCAUGACGUUACGAAGAAUCCUGAAAGUGCUAUGGAAUCCAUCCGAUCUGGUCGGGGUUUAGCAGGCCUCAAACAAGAUGGAGGCUCAACAUCUUCUAGUAGUCGGCAACCGCCGCGCCUGCCAUCUGAUGGAAAUUCUCGAGAUGACAACAACAGUGGUCGUCCUCGAGGGUCAUCUGGCUCUUCCAGUAGAAGUCAAAUUGUCGAAAGAGAAAGAUCAAGGAAUGACCAUGAGACGAGGAAUGGUGGAAAUGGACUGGACCAGCUGCAGCAGAAUUUACUGGGAGCAUUCGACAACGCGAGUAGUGCGCCGUCAAGAGCGAGUAGAACCCACCAAUCACGUGUAGACGUAGUAGACGACGAUGAAGACCUGAUAUCGAAUGGAGAAGGGGGGGUACCUACUUACUCUAUUUUUUUUUGCGAAACGCAAACGAUUAUGUAAGCUUCUAAUUCGCGUCUAGACGAGGACCUUUUCUCUGUAGUUGUAGUGAAUCAAGAAUGAAAAAUAAUGUCUAGGCCCUGCGGCGCUCAAAGCACUAAGUAAAACAACCGGUUAGUUUUCACCUUGAUCACAAACGUAGACUUAUCCCGUGCAACAAUAAUGUCAUCUGUCACCAAUCAACAUCAUUCAUCUGUAUCCUUUUACAGUACUAGAUCGCUUUCCGAAGAAACCACACCAAAACUGAUCUUCUACACAGAUGAAUACUGGCAAAUCCGAUAGGGGACGCCUUGACAGCUACGCCUCUUCGUCCUACAGGGGCUUCGGGAAUCCGAGACUGAGCAGUAACAACGCGGGGUUCAACAGUGCCUACAGCUAUAGCGAUAGCGACGGAUAGAAGUGCUGAGCAGCUCACUUAGUCAUGUUGCAAGACGGUGCUGAGACACUACAAGUAGCCCUUGUUUUUUCUCUCCGACUUAGAGGCUGUUUUCCCUGCCUCUUCCUGAAGAAAGUUUCACCUUCAACGCAGAAGGUUAGAGACUGUUUUACCUUCUCUUCCUGUGAAACUACCUUCAAACGACACGAAGACUUUUGUGACUUGGUGAAGCACAGCACACAUUGACUUUUUCACUACAAGACACUCAGAACAACACAAAGAGAUAAUCUAACACGACUUCACACGGAUUUUACAAUCCUUAUACCUAGUAAUCUCUUAAUAUGGUCAAAGUCAAACACAGACUAUUAACACAGUCUGAAACUCUGACGAUGACACACGCUUUCCAAUUCCAACGAAGUCCUAAUUACACACAAACAUCAACACCAAAAACAUUGCCGCAAGCAGAGGAAUGCUCUGACUCGGCAUAGCUGAGUGGUUACGCACAUUGACAUGCUUGAGUUGCUUGACAUUUCCUGUCAUGUGAUAGAUGACAAACACGAC